GUUUCUUGGCUACAUGGAUGUUCUUUUAAAGAAUUAUUGAAGACAAAGUUUUUUUAUUUUUGUUUUUUAAUGGCUUUACAGAAUUUUAAAUCGAAUAUAAUUUGACAUGACGGCAAAAAAUGUUGGUUUGAGUUCCACAAAUGCAGAACUAAGAGGAUUUAUAGAUCAGAAUCUCAGUCCAACAAAAGGUAACAUUUCAUUUGUUGCAUUUCCAGUUUCCAGCACCAACUCACCAACAAAGAUUUUACCAAAAACCUUAGAACCAAUAAAUGUGAAUGUUGGACCCCAAAUGAUUAUAAGCACACCACAGAGACUAACCAGUUCAGGAAGUGUUCUGAUUGGGAGUCCAUAUACCCCUGCACCAGCAAUGGUUACUCAGACACACAUAGCAGAAGCUACCGGCUGGGUCCCAGGUGAUAGAAAACGGGCUAGAGAAUUUAUAGACUCUGAUUUUUCAGAGAGUAAACGAAGCAAAAAAGGAGAUAAAAAUGGAAAAGGCUUGAGACAUUUUUCAAUGAAAGUGUGUGAGAAAGUUCAGCGGAAAGGUACAACAUCAUAUAAUGAAGUAGCUGAUGAGCUGGUGUCAGAGUUCACCAAUUCAAAUAAUCAUUUGGCAGCUGAUUCGCAGGCUUAUGACCAGAAGAACAUUAGGCGAAGAGUUUAUGAUGCUUUAAAUGUGCUAAUGGCAAUGAACAUAAUUUCAAAGGAAAAAAAAGAAAUCAAGUGGAUUGGCCUGCCUACCAAUUCUGCUCAGGAAUGUCAGAACCUGGAGAUAGAGAAGCAGAGGCGGAUAGAACGGAUAAAGCAGAAGCGGGCCCAGCUGCAAGAACUGCUCCUGCAGCAAAUCGCUUUCAAAAACCUGGUACAGAGAAACCGGCAAAAUGAACAGCAGAACCAGGGCCCUCCAGCUCUGAACUCCACCAUUCAGCUGCCAUUUAUAAUCAUCAAUACAAGCAGGAAAACAGUCAUAGACUGCAGCAUCUCCAGUGACAAGUUUGAAUAUCUUUUUAAUUUUGACAACACCUUCGAGAUCCAUGAUGACAUCGAAGUACUGAAGCGGAUGGGAAUGUCCUUUGGCCUGGAGUCAGGCAAAUGCUCCUUGGAGGAUCUGAAACUUGCUAAAUCACUGGUGCCAAAGGCUUUAGAAGGUUAUAUCACAGAUAUCUCCACAGGACCUUCUUGGUUAAACCAGGGACUACUUUUGAACUCUACCCAAUCAGUUUCAAAUUUAGACCUGACCACUGGUGCCACCUUGUCCCAGUCAAGUGUAAACCAGGGGUUAUGCCUGGAUGCUGAAGUGGCCUUAGCAACUGGGCAGCUCCUUGCCCCAAACAGUCACCAGUCCAGCAGUGCGGCCUCUCACUGCUCCGAGUCCCGAGGCGAGACCCCCUGUUCGUUCAACGACGAAGACGAGGAAGAUGACGAGGAGGACUCCUCCUCCCCAGAAUAAAGACAGGACAAAAACCCACGUUUUAAUA
Messenger RNA from Hipposideros armiger (great roundleaf bat), 1478 nucleotides. It is a transcript of the gene TFDP2, whose product is annotated as transcription factor Dp-2. The transcript has 13 exons. The record is from RefSeq and is a predicted model, not a curated record. Gene Ontology annotation, molecular function: RNA polymerase II transcription regulatory region sequence-specific DNA binding; DNA-binding transcription factor activity, RNA polymerase II-specific. NCBI's taxonomy places the organism in Eukaryota, Metazoa, Chordata, Mammalia, Chiroptera, Hipposideridae. Gene Ontology annotation, cellular component: nucleus; transcription regulator complex. Gene Ontology annotation, biological process: regulation of cell cycle; regulation of transcription by RNA polymerase II. Bases 107 to 1450 code for a protein of 447 amino acids.